This is a messenger RNA of Marchantia polymorpha subsp. ruderalis, 1489 nucleotides long. The record is from the annotation of a GenBank genome assembly. NCBI's taxonomy places the organism in Eukaryota, Viridiplantae, Streptophyta, Marchantiopsida, Marchantiales, Marchantiaceae.
GGGCGACCACCGCGUAGGAGUGGGAGGGUGAGCACCACCUGCCUGAGCACCGCCCGCCAGUGACUCGUUCAGAUUAUGGCGCUCACGGUUCUUCGCUUCGUGCUCUACAUUUCUCGAGGGGCGCUUUUCGGGCUGGUCUGUCAGGUUCUGUGGUGUAUUCUGCUUAUUCUUCGGUUUGUUGUGCGCCACUAUUAUCCAAUUCCCCCUCCAAAAAUCGAGAGGUGGAACGACUUUUCCAUUGAAUUUUCUCAUCUUAGUUCAGUUGGUACCUGCCGAGGUUGAAGAGAAGCAUAACUAGAUGUAGGCCUGUGUCAUUUGGCAUGACACGGCCACUUAUCAUUAUGCUUUGAACUUGAUAGUUGCCUCGCUCACGGGUCUGCAAAACUUGCUGAGGUACAAAAUGUAAGCCGAUUCUUGAGAAGAGAACGAAGAAUAACGUUAUUAACGAUGUUUGAAGAGUACCUUUGUAUAGGAAAUGAAAGUUGAAGUAGGCUUUCUAUGCACGUUUGAUGAUGCGUAUUGAACUUUGAACAACAAGUAUGGUUAGUGAAGAUUUUGUCUGUUUCUGUGUCAGUUUCUGUAGCUUCAAACUACUGUACAUUCUAAAAUUGAUGAACCCACCCCCCGCGUGCUAUUACUAUGGGAAAAGCAACUCCACAUCAUUUGCUAGUGCAUAGACUACCAUUAGUCAAAAUUAAACAGCAGAAUCUCAAUCUCGGAUACCGUAGAAGCAGCCAGAAUAAAAAAAUUCACAGCUAGACGCUAGUGUCAGUCUUAAAGUCGGAUUGUCGAUGAAAUAUUUAUCUACAAAAUAAAUGAAGGAAUACAUGCCACCUAUAUAGUUGUACUCAUAAGUAAAUAUGGGGUCGAGGAUACAGAUCAGUUUUUCAACCGGAGAACAAGAGAAUCGGAGAGUAGAGGUGGUGGUACGAUUUUCUCACACUCCAAGUUGAUACACAGAUGUGAAUUCGGUGGCAGAGAAAGAGGAAGAUCUGGUCGAAGUCAAUUCCUCUCGCCAAAUAGGUUGAUAGCAUAGGACGCAAUUACGAUAUCAACAAGUGGUAACGAUAGCCACUGCAAGGGAUUAAGUGACUACUGUAGCAUGUAGACAUGGUAGUAUUUGCCUACAGAUACUCCCGGCUCAUUCAACAUUAUGACUUCUUCCUCUCGUCCUUACCAACCUCAUCAUUUGCCUGAUAAGGCAUAAGCACAAAAAGACUAUUAGUCUACAAAAUAACAUUCGAUUAUAUGCAUUCCAUCUAGUAUGAGAAGUCUUUGUAAACGCAAUCAUCCACCGAAGUCAUUCCUUGAAAGAGACAGCUUUCAACCACAGUAGAAUCGCCCAGAUAAGGUAUUUGGUGGAACUAAAGAAAGAUUUUGUUUCAAAACUGGCAUCUAUAAAUUGUGGAACAAAGUAUGUCUAACGCCAACCUUCCACUCCAGAAGGUCAAUUUUUGCUGAGUAGCUUUCGAAUGAUUCGUUGAGUUUU